CAUCAAAUUAUUUAUGCGGUGUUGCCAUCAUUGCUGUCAAAAUUGGAAAUGUUGAUUUUUAGACCUGACAAAUUUAUCAAAAGCAGAAAAAAUGAUUAUUUGUGUUUUUCAGUAAGUCCUAUUGCAAUUUCUGGUAAUUAUUGCCUCAAAAUAAUUAAUAUCUAAAAAAAAACAACCAUAAAUUCUUGAUAUCACAAUCAACCAUAACCUCAAUUCGAUUAUAUCGAAAAAUCAAAAACCAAAAAUGGGAUAUAAAGCAGCAAUUCAAGUCCUCAAACAAGCGGAAGAUUUCAAACCCAAAGUCCUCCAACAAUCUGAUUUGUUAAAUGAUGCCCAAGCCUGGACGAACCAACAAAAACUGCUCAGCAUUUACCAUCAGGUACUGGUACUCGAUCUGGAAUACGCCCUAGACAAAAAAGUCGAACAAGACUUGUGGAAUAUCGGAUUUAAAACUUACAUCACCAACUUACAAAACAAAGCAAGAGACAAAAAGAACUUACAACGUUCAGAAACUCAAGCCCUAUUAACUUGGGCUUUAGAAGCAGCCUCUGGCUUUUAUUUAACCCUAUUACAAGAAUUAUGUAAUAUUUUUGAUAUAGAUUUGCCAUUUAGACGUAGAGGGAUUAUAUAUGGACAAACAACCAUAUGUGAUCCAGUUAACAUGCCCCAACUAGCUUCUUGUUCGUAUAUUUGCCAGUAUUGUUUGGUGCAUUUAGGAGACAUUGCUAGAUAUAGAAAUCAAAGAAAACAAGCUGAGACUUUUUAUAGACAAGCAAUUUUAGUUUCUCCUAACAGUGGCCACCCUUAUAAUCAAUUAGCUUUGCUUGAGGCUAGCCAAGGGGAUAAAUUGUCUACAGUUUUCUAUCACAUUAGAGGCAUUUGUGUUAAAAAUCCUUUUCCAGCCUCUACUGCUAAUCUUAUGAAUGUUUUAUCUAAUGCCAUUGAUAAAGAAAGCCAUUUGGAAAACAUACAAACUAAAAUGACUGUAAAUGAAUAUAUUCGUUUAUUCCUUUCUGCCCAUGGGCAUUUUCAUAUUGUAACUGACCUAAAACAAGCCCAAUUGCAAGUGCAAAGCUUAAACUCUGUAAUGACAGCCCUUGUAGCAACCCAAAGCUUUAAAAAGCAACAACUAAUUAAAAUCACUAUAAUUAAUUUGUAUGCGUUAACACAUUUGGGUAGAGAUUUGACCAAUGAUGAACUUAAAGUUAAAGAUUUAAUUUUGGAAUUGAUUGCUGGGUCUUUGAGUGCCUUUUUGAUGCCAGUUUAUACUUUACAAAAUGAUGAAGGGCUGACGAAUUAUUAUGCUUUGCCCGCUGUUAAGCUGCUCAUGUAUUUUUUGAAGAAUAAUGUCAAUGUUUUAAAAUGUAAAGUGUUUAGGGAGAGAAUGCAAAUAUGGCCCAGUUUGUGUAAACUAGUCAAUGCAGCUCAAGGAUUACUAAUAGGAUUUAAUUAUAACAAGUUUUCAAAAUGUUCUCUGCACGAAGACAGAUAUCUGCAAGGAUUUUUGCCUCUGGAACAAAAUCUAAAAGAGUUCAAUUUUGAAGUGGAAAUUGAAGAUGAUGAAGUGGAAAGUAUUGUUAGAAUGAGACGGAUUAUUGAUUUUGCCAAGUGGCUUUGCGACUAUGAUUUGGAUGGUACCAAAUUGAUAAUAAAAAGUGAAACUAAAGGGUUUAUUAAUUUUGAAGCCGUUUUGUCUCAGCCGGAUCCCACUCGUGAUCUUUUGGAAGAAAUGAAGUCGUUCAACAUUAAGGAGAUUAGAGAGAAUACAAUUAAUAAUGAAUUUCCAGAAAAAAAGGCUGGUAUCCUGAAGCCGCAAGGUUCAUUGGAAAAAUCCAGAGAAGAGAGAGAAGUGAAGAAAACCGUCGAGGAAAAUACGUCAGAAAUAGCUCAGAAAAAUGCAGAAUCCACUCGCACUAAGCGACCUAAACAAAACGCCAUUUUGCAAAGUAUAUUCAAAAAAAUGGAAGAAAGCAAACAAGUAAAAUUCAACGUGGCUGAGGAAGCAACCCAAGAACCAAUCAAAGUCGCUGAUGCAAAUCCACCCAAUCAAUUCACCAACCCCCCUCAAUUGAGAACUCAAAGUUUCAAUCAAAAUCAUCCAGCUUUUCCUUUACAACCCCCUCAGUCAAAUGAUUACUUAACAAACCUGAGAAAUUUGAGCAAAGGUGCAGACAAUAUGAUGCCUCAAUUCUCAAAAAACUUUUCAAAUUUGCCUAAUAAUCAACCUGCGUUUAAUCAAUACAGCGUGCCCCCACCUCAAUUUAACUCUUGGGGCAGGGAAGAUUUAAAACUACCCCCUGCAACCAAUCAAAACACUUGGUGGCCUCAAAAUCAACCAUACAACCCUCAAACUUACACUUACCCAAACCAAUAUAAUCAAAACUAUCCACAACAAUUUUAUCAAAAGCCUCCUAAUUUUGACACUUUUUCAUCUCCAUGGCCAAUCAUGAACGACAACUCAAUGUCGAUGAGGCAAGCCAUGCUAAAAGAGGCCACUACAAGUCAAGAAUAUUCAUUGUUCAACAACACAAGUUGGAAUCCCAGUUUACAAAGUCAACCGAGACAAGUUGAAAAGGUUUUCAAUGGGCCUCAGCAUUCUUUGUUUGGAGGGCCUGGGCCACAGUCUUUGGCUCAGCUUUUGGAGCACCAACAAAACCAAAUUGGACCGAAUUUUAGACCUGAUACUUAAUUGAUAAUUGGGUAAUUUUUUGGUUUAUUAAUUUGAGGAGGAUUUUGCUAAAGAGAACCAGAUUUUGUAUGCGGGUGCCAUUGUAAUGUUCUAGUCUAAUUGACUGAAUGUGGGAUCUUUGUAUAAAAAAAAAAAUACAUUAUAAUCUACAUUGACUAUAAAUAUGUUUUGUUUGACCAUAAUUUGUUGAAGUUUAAAAUUCAUAAAGUAAAGUACAUUUUUGUAUGUUUUAUUUAUCUUCCACUCUGAGGCUGUUUCAUAAAAUCUUCAUUGUACAGUGUCCAAAUUGGCUCACCCUGUACAAAACAAUUCUUGUUUGUAAGAAGUUUCAUAUUCAAAUUGAGAAUUAUUAUCUGAAAUAGAUUGUUCUAGGAAUCAAAAUAAAAACAACAUACUUUUACAAAGUAUAUAAUAGCUUCAAAUUCAACAUCAGAGUAAGAAGGGGGGCGCUGGACAUUUCAAAAAAUCAUGAAUACUAUUAAGAGAUUAAUUACAUCUCAACUUGAAAAUUGCCAGCAAUAUUAAGCUAAAAAAUAGUCUGGAGUUAAUUAUAAAAUGGGUCAGAGAAAAUAUAUCAUAUGUAUUUCUGGGGGAUAAAGCAAGUAAAAAAAAAAAUGAAAAAAUUCAAAGUCAAGCUGCAGUCUCCACUUCCAUGGGCUCAGAGGCGUUACUUUCGGACUUCUUCUUCUUCUUUUUGGCCUGUUUAGGGUUGGCCGAACUGUUUAGAAGAGUCUUGAGUUCGGGGUUUGUUAUUGAAUGUUCGGAUUCGUACAAGUCUACAUCAACAGGCAAACCUAAAUAAUAUGUAAUUGAAUUAUGAUUUAUUAUUUUGAUUUAUUUGUAAUAUUACCAGUAAUUUUGUGAGGUCCAUUGGGCAUGAUGAGUACAGUGAAUUUAUAUUGGGCAACAAUUUCACCUGGAAAAAAAAUUGAAAAAUGUAAUUAAAAUUUGCCUAUUAUCUAUAUUGAAAAUAGUAUUUUACUUAGUAGUUAUCAGUAAUAGAUUUACAUCAAAUUAAUCAGUAGGAUCAAUUGGAAUUUCUUUUGAAUCAUCAUAAGUAAAAUAAAACCAAAAAUAUUACAAAUUAAUACAAACUUACUAGGUUUCUCAUACAAAACCUGGAAAGGUUCCACAAGCUUAUUCUUCACACACUCAUUGACGCCCAUUUUAGCUUUAGUUUCAUCUUCAAAAUAUUUCAAAUUAAAAGGCAUGUUGCCGUGCUUGGUUCUAACUUCAGUGUAGAACAUUCUGGAAGCUUUCAGUUUCAACUGAUAAGUCUCGUCAGUUUUUUUGUAAAUUGACACUCUGGUGUCGGUUUCUUUGCCUACACCUUCGCCCGUACUGACCAAGAUGUCCAAAGCGUACACUUCGUGUUUGUCCAAUUCGAAUUUUUCGUGCUCUUUUCUUUGAGCAUCAUUGGGAUUCUAGAACAUAAUAGUUAAG
Messenger RNA from Ceutorhynchus assimilis (cabbage seed weevil), 4132 nucleotides. The record is from the annotation of a GenBank genome assembly. Lineage: Eukaryota; Metazoa; Arthropoda; Insecta; Coleoptera; Curculionidae.